This is a messenger RNA of Closterium sp. NIES-65, 2352 nucleotides long. NCBI's taxonomy places the organism in Eukaryota, Viridiplantae, Streptophyta, Zygnematophyceae, Desmidiales, Closteriaceae. The record is from the annotation of a GenBank genome assembly.
AUGCACCUCUGCCAUUCGCGUUCAGUUUCCCACGCGCCGCCCCAACCGUCACCCUGCCUCCAAACCCCUCACCCCGCCCUCUCUCCCCUCCCCGCCUUCCCCUCUCCCCAUGCCCCUGUUCGUCCCGCUCCCACAGUUCGCGUCGCGCCUCUUUCUCGUCCGGGCCGUGCACUACCCCGCGCCGCAGGUGCACUUUCCCGAGUCCCAGGUGUUCCAUACACUGCACCAGGCGGUCAAAGCAUGUGCAUCAGGUCGCACCUCCUCUUCCCUCAGGUCGCACCUCCUCUUCCCCCAGGUCGCACCUCCUCUUCCCCCAGGUCGCACCUCCUCUUCCCCCAGGUCGCACCUCCUCUUCCCCCAGGUCGCACCUCCUCUUCCCCCAGGUCGCACCUCCUCUUCCCCCAGGUCGCACCUCCUCUUCCCCCAGGUCGCACCUCCUCUUCCCCCAGGUCGCACCUCCUCUUCCCCCAGGUCGCACCUCCUCUUCCCCCAGGUCGCACCUCCUCUUCCCCCAGGUCGCACCUCCUCUUCCCCCAGGUCGCACCUCCUCUUCCCCCAGGUCGCACCUCCUCUUCCCCCAGGUCGCACCUCCUCUUCCCCCAGGUCGCACCUCCUCUUCCCCCAGGUCGCACCUCCUCUUCCCCCAGGUCGCACCUCCUCUUCCCCCAGGUCGCACCUCCUCUUCCCCCAGGUCGCACCUCCUCUUCCCCCAGGUCGCACCUCCUCUUCCCCCAGGUCGCACCUCCUCUUCCCCCAGGUCGCACCUCCUCUUCCCCCAGGUCGCACCUCCUCUUCCCCCAGGUCGCACCUCCUCUUCCCCCAGGUCGCACCUCCUCUUCCCCCAGGUCGCACCUCCUCUUCCCCCAGGUCGCACCUCCUCUUCCCCCAGGUCGCACCUCCUCUUCCCCCAGGUCGCACCUCCUCUUCCCCCAGGUCGCACCUCCUCUUCCCCCAGGUCGCACCUCCUCUUCCCCCAGGUCGCACCUCCUCUUCCCCCAGGUCGCACCUCCUCUUCCCCCAGGUCGCACCUCCUCUUCCCCCAGGUCGCACCUCCUCUUCCCCCAGGUCGCACCUCCUCUUCCCCCAGGUCGCACCUCCUCUUCCCCCAGGUCGCACCUCCUCUUCCCCCAGGUCGCACCUCCUCUUCCCCCAGGUCGCACCUCCUCUUCCCCCAGGUCGCACCUCCUCUUCCCCCAGGUCGCACCUCCUCUUCCCCCAGGUCGCACCUCCUCUUCCCCCAGGUCGCACCUCCUCUUCCCCCAGGUCGCACCUCCUCUUCCCCCAGGUCGCACCUCCUCUUCCCCCAGGUCGCACCUCCUCUUCCCCCAGGUCGCACCUCCUCUUCCCCCAGGUCGCACCUCCUCUUCCCCCAGGUCGCACCUCCUCUUCCCCCAGGUCGCACCUCCUCUUCCCCCAGGUCGCACCUCCUCUUCCCCCAGGUCGCACCUCCCCUUCCCCUCCACUUCCCCUUCCCCUCUACUUCCCCUUCCCCUCCACUUCCCCUUCCCCUCCACUUCCCCUACCCCCGCGGGUCUCUCCUCUCCUUUCUCCCAGGUCGCUCCUCCCUGUCCCCCAGGUCGCUCCCCCCCUUUCCCCCAUGUCACACUUCCCGAUUUUUCCUCACAGAGCACCUUAUCAUUCCCUCACAAUGCACUACCCCUCCCUUCACUAAGACUUCCUCUCCCCUCCAAUCCCUUUUAUUCUCUUCGCUUCCCCCCCUUGCUUCCUCUAAUUUCCCCCUUGCUUCCUCUAAUUUCCCCCCUUGCUUUCCCUACGUUCCCCCCUUGCUUCCCCUCCUUUUCCCCCCUGCUUGCCCUCAUUGGUUCCGUGAUUCGCGUCCUCACUGUUUUUCUCUUGCCUACCCACCUGUUCGCCUGUGCUUGCCCUCUCAGUGUCCUUGUCAUGUCCCCCCGUGUCCUCCUCUCCCCCCGUGUCCUCCUCUCUCCUCCUUGUCCUCCUCUCUCCCCAGUGCCCUCCCUUCUCCCUUCUCUUUCCCUCAUGUACCACCCUCCUUUCCCUUAUUUCCCCUCUCCAACCCCUCAUUUCCUAACCUCUUUCCCUCUGUUUCCCCCUUUUCUUCCCCGUUGCUCUAGGUUUUCCCCCUUGCGCCUUCAUUUCCCACAAUGCUUCCCCUCUUUCCCCCCCUGCUUCCCCCCAUUCCCCCACCUCCUUCCCCUCGUUCCCUCCCCCUCCCCUCCCCCCCCCCCCCCCCCCCUGCUCUCCCUUUCCCACCUGCGUGCCCACUCAGUUUCCGUGCUGCUUGUCCCUGUUUCUCCCGCCCCCCCGCCCUUCUCCCUUGUGAGCUUUUCUUUGCAGCAUGGAGCAACAAAGUACGAUAUGAUUUUAUUUUAG